AGGUCUUUCUCGGCAAGUCCUGUCACGCUUAAAGUUGCAACUCCAGCGCUCGGCGUCCUUCUCAACACCGCAGCAUGCGAUCUACCUCAUCGGCGACGUGCAGUCGCCCGAACCGGGCUGCUGCUGCCGAGUGAUCCAAACAAUGCUCCAAGCGGCCCUGCAGGAGGUGGUGAACGUGAUCAAUCCCGUCCAGGCGGUGCUUGACCUGGCCACUCUCGCCACUAGCUGGGAAGGCGCCAAGGUCAUCCUGGUGGUCUUGACCAACGGCGUCCUGCAGGACCCCACCUUCGCAGCGGCCAUGGCCAUCUGCCCCGAAAACAAAUGGGGCGUCUUGGUGCCGGUGAAAGCGGAUGAACAGUUCACAUAUCCAGACCCCAGCUUCUUCGAGUCACUUUACCAGGGCAAGAUCUUCAGUGCGCAGGUGCUGGAGGCGAUGAACACCGAUUUCCAGCGCGUCGAAAGGACCUACAGGACCAUUUUCAACGUAUUGGCCCUGAAGUUUACUGCGCAUGGCUCGGCGCACAUUUUGUCCACCGAAAUCCUGGUCCUGAAGGGUCGGCUGAUACCACUACUGUUGGAGUCGCCCGAGAUCAUUCGCAUGGAGUCGGAGAAGCGUCUCCUGAAACUGCGUCAGAUGUCCUUCGCCUCGCGCGACGGCUCCGAGCCGAACUCACGGCUUUCGAGGAAGAGCCGACCGAUGAAUCGUUCCACCAGCAAUUGCUUCACCGACCCCAACGCUUCGUACGCCGUGGAGUCCAUGCGCAGCAGUGCCAUGUUGCCGCCGCCGCGGCGGAUUCCAAGUGACGGAAGCGCCGCAGAGCGUGCGGCCCGUGCCACCAUCCAGUUUCGGAUCGACGCGCCGGAGCACAGUAGAGGUCGCAGUGUACAUCAGAGCACCAUGGAUGGACAAGACGUUCAGAUCGUCAGAGAAGAACUGUGAACCCGCCGUUGGUAGACUGCCGGACCCUUCAAGAGGGUCGUGGACGUCGCAAAUCUCCAUCCAAUUGUGUGGUGUUUGGCCACGGAACUGAUUGUUUCGUUAAUGGAGUGGAAAAUCGC
Cladocopium goreaui is the source of this 1059-nucleotide messenger RNA. Lineage: Eukaryota; Dinophyceae; Suessiales; Symbiodiniaceae. The record is from the annotation of a GenBank genome assembly.